AACCCUUAUGUCCUUCCACCAUGGGACGAUCAUUAGCACGAUUUUCAGCAGAGUGCAAAGUGGACCUACUGUUCUUUCCUAUACAACAUGGGUUUGCGACUUUCCAUUUCCACGCAAAACGGCAGGUAUCCUAAUCUGGACAAAAUGAACUUGCCGUAUGCCAUUGUACAAUUUCUAAAAGAAGGGACAUACUCCGAAAUUCCAACUUUGUGGCUUACAAAUAAUUUGACUCAAUGUAGGUGGCCAAUAACCAAGAACCCUACCAUUUUUAUUAAAAAAAGUAGUCCACCAAAAGCUGACUGGUUACUUCUUGAUGUCAAAGUAGAAUGCUAUUGUGAAACUUUAGAAAAGGCACAGAAACAAGCAGAAGAUGCUAAUUAUGCUUUUGAAAUUAGAGGAUGUGGAAAAAGAAUCAUACAUGAAAAACAAUUCAAUGAUACAUGUACUUAUGAUGACAGUAUAGAUGAUGAUUGUGGUCCACAGAAGAAGUUGAAAACUGAUGUAAAUCGCGAUUCUGAAAAAGAAUCUUUCUGUGACAAACAAUUUUUGCAAACAAAGCAAUCAUCAUAUGAAAAAGUCUCACAAACUGCUAAAAGAAGUUUUUCUGCAAAUCGUUCAUUGUGUGAUAAAUCACAAACCUUGAUAGUUGAUCCACUACAAGCGGGUGAUUUUAACAAAUCCACGACAGUGGAAUCUGAAAUUAAAGUUCAAAAUCCCAAUUUUAUUUCAACCAUUCCAUUAGCUACAAUUGGUGAAAAUAUUGAAAAAUUAAUUCCAAUUUGUAUGGAGACAUUAAAAUAUGUAAAAAGCAUUGACCAAAGGUUGAAAGCUUUAGAGAAAGCAAUAGGUAUUAAAGUGGAAGAAUCUGUGACUACAUUUGAAAGAAACAUUAUUAAUGUAGAAGAGCCUAUAACUACAUUUGAAAGAAAUAUUAUCAAUGUAGAAGAGCCUAUAACUACGUUUGAAAGAAACGUCAUUAAUGUAGAAGAGCCUAUGACUAUAUUUGAAAGAAACAUUAAUAUAGAAAAGCCUAUAAAUACAUUUGAAGGCAAACUUCCAAUCAAUUCUAUACAGAAUCUUAAAAAAUUUGAGGAAGACAUGGAAAAUGCUGAAACAAGAACAAAUUUUAUCGAAUUUAUGAAAAAAAUUGGAGGGAAAGACAAUAAAAAUAUGGUACAACGGUGUUUGAAUCGUUUAUUUACAAAUGAAUUCGGCAAAGCUUGUUCUUGGCUUGGUCGCCGAAAUAAUUAUCGCAUGUGCGAUUUGAAGUGCAUCUGCAUAUUAAAAAGUGUGUUAACAGCUAAGGGUGUUGACGAAUGUGACUUCGAAACUAUAGCAAGUGAAUGGUUCCGUCUUAGUAAGAUGCGAUAUGAUCGGGAAAAUAAAAAGGGUUCUAUAUCUGUAGAGGAAGGUUUAUCUUCUGUUCCAUCUGCGUCUGCCUCAGAGAUAGAUCCUCUAUACAUCCCAUUUGCAUAUUCGUCUGCAUUUUCAGCACAGUAUACUUCGGAACAGAAUGUUGAAGAGUCGAUUAAAAAAGACAAAGCUUCAUUUAUAUGGUCUUCAAAGAAUAUAUACUUGCUCUUGGCAAAGUAUGAAGAACGCAUGAACGAGUUCUCUUUAGAUGCAAGACAUAAUUCUAAAAUCUGGGAAAGCAUUGCAAGCGACAUGAAUAAAGUUGAUCCAGAAAUUGCUGUGUCAGGCACACAAUGUUGGUCAAAAAUGAACAGUAUGAAAGAGAUAUAUAGAAAAAUUGUAGACAACAAUACCGAAAAUAUUCGAAAACCAUGGCAAUAUUUUGAGAGAAUGUAUGAAUUAUUUGGAAAAUUAGAUUGGGAAAAUUUGGAAAUAACAGCAUCAGAAGUUGGAUCUUCGUCCACUUUAAAUUCAACAGAAAAUAGAAAUAUUAAGGAAAUAUCUAUCACUAAAAAGUCAGAAUCAGAAAAACUUUUAGAUGAAUUUGUGAACCAAAUGAGGCAAGAGAGACAGGAGAGAGAGAAGAUGAAAGAGGAAAAAAAGCUAAUUAUAUUGCAAGAAUUACAAGAGCAAAAAGAAAAACGGCAUAAAGAGAAAAUAGACAUCAUGAAAAAAUUCUGCGAAGCUGUUGCAGGCAAAAAGAUAUUUGACUAAUAAUCCUUAUAUACAGUUUUUUUCAUUUUAUUUUUUAUUUUUAUUAUAAUAUUCACUUAACAAUAUAAUAUAGAAAAAUAAUUUACUUUGAGUUUUUAUAAUAACUUCAAUGUAAUCACUAUUUUAAUUACUUUCUUCAUUAUGGUUUAUUUUAUUACAUAUUCAUAUACUUGUUCCUUUUUGCGAUUUUAUUAGACAUUCUAUGUAUUACAGAUGUAAUGAUCAUUGUAAUAUUGUUUUAGUUAUAUUUUAAAAGUUUAAUAUUUAGAGACUUUUUUGUAAAGAAGUUUUAUAUAAGUACUCUUGGGGUGCGUUCCGAAUAAGCUUUCGCUAAUUAUUUUUUUAGUUACAAAGUUGGUAAUCCUUUAACUUUGUUUUGUUCCGUUAUGAAUCAGCUGAUUUAGUUGAAUUCAUCGUAUUUAUUAAUAAGCAAAAA
Messenger RNA from Monomorium pharaonis (pharaoh ant), 2563 nucleotides. RefSeq lists its product as uncharacterized. The record is from RefSeq and is a predicted model, not a curated record. The transcript has 11 exons. NCBI's taxonomy places the organism in Eukaryota, Metazoa, Arthropoda, Insecta, Hymenoptera, Formicidae. The coding region runs from base 88 to 2127 and encodes 679 amino acids.